This is a messenger RNA of Rosa rugosa (rugosa rose), 585 nucleotides long. RefSeq lists its product as uncharacterized. Bases 18 to 404 code for a protein of 128 amino acids. The record is from RefSeq and is a predicted model, not a curated record. NCBI's taxonomy places the organism in Eukaryota, Viridiplantae, Streptophyta, Magnoliopsida, Rosales, Rosaceae. The transcript has 2 exons.
AGUAGUAAUCGAAAACCAUGCAGAAGAUGAUUCAUGCAAUCAGAUCAGUGAUCAGAAACCAGGCACCGUCAAACUUAGGCUGGAAAGCUUCUAGGGUCGGAUUCAUCAAGCAGGCCACAAGAACUGUGUCGAGUGAUCCGGGUAGUAAACACAACAUGGACAAGGCAGAGAACCCAAAUCAGCAGGCCGGGACUGGGGACGUGAUGUCUCAUUCAUUUGGGGAGGGGUAUGCGAGUCGCUCCGAUGAAGAAGGAUUUGGAGGAGUGUAUAGCGAUAACCAGAAGCUUCCUAACAAGAUUGAGCAGGAUCAGCUCAUCCAUGAAAACAACCCUGCUUAUGACAAGACUCAGGGAAGUGAAGUCAAGGAGAAGGAGAGAGCUCGUCACCAACCCAGUUCACACUGAAGCGAAGGAGAUCAAAGGAAGCCAUGGAUCAAGUUAGCUAGCUAUUGCGUUUUCUACGUACCUAUAUAUUAUUUCAUUUUUGGAGUCCUUGAAUUACUGGGAUAUGACCCCUAAGAGGACGGUGAAGACGUGAAGUUGUGUCUUUUGUCAUUCCUUAUAUUUAAAAACAUAUAUUAUUUCU